Cordyceps fumosorosea ARSEF 2679 is the source of this 300-nucleotide messenger RNA. RefSeq lists its product as hypothetical. The record is from RefSeq and is a predicted model, not a curated record. Lineage: Eukaryota; Fungi; Ascomycota; Sordariomycetes; Hypocreales; Cordycipitaceae. The transcript has a single exon. Bases 1 to 300 code for a protein of 99 amino acids.
AUGGAGCUCUACAUCAACGCGGCCGAGGGCUUCAUCGUCACCGAGACCGACCUCAAGGACGAGAUUGACCGUCUCUUCCACGAGGACUACUUCCGCAAGCAGAGCAUCAAGGGAUACCGCCCCGGCGCCACGGAGAACGUCUGGGGCGUCCACGGCAAGCCCCCCGGCGUGGCCACCAUGUUCGAGAGUGUCACGCGGACCUCGACCAACCUCGCGAGCGCGAGCGAGUCCGAGUUUGAUCACUCGGUCAAGCGCACGAAGAAGAUUUCGGAGGAGCUUACCGGCGGUAAGAUGGCAUAG